Molecule: messenger RNA, 4967 nt
Organism: Diospyros lotus (date-plum)
Lineage: Eukaryota; Viridiplantae; Streptophyta; Magnoliopsida; Ericales; Ebenaceae
Exons: 3
Coding region: 2461-4791 (776 amino acids)
Biological process (GO): RNA processing; mRNA 5'-splice site recognition
Molecular function (GO): RNA binding
Source: RefSeq, a predicted model, not a curated record
CUUACGAGGAAACAAGGAGCGAAGUAUGUUAAUAAAUCAAAGUAAGAGGACUUCGAUGCAAAAUCCACAGCACGAUGCCUUCCCCUCUUUCUCUCCGGGGUUUCUUCAAAUAUUGAGCGCAGCGCAUUAGGGUUUCAAUGAGCAAAAUCAACCGAUCAGUCUUCCAAGAAGCAAUGGAUCUGGAGGUGGUGGGGCGCCAUGCGCUCCUCUUCGACGACGACGCUGCGGCGUCCUUUGUGAACUCCGGCGAUGCCCUCGUCGAGUGGAACACUCUCAGCAUCGACCGCUACGACGUUCGCAACCUUCUCUCUGGUCCUCCGCCGCCGCGGGUUCGGCGGAACCCUCAGCGGGUGCACUCUCCUUCCGUCGCCUCUUCCCUCGAGUCCGAGCUAGAUCAUGAGCGAUAUCUCGAUCUGCCGCCGGAGUCCCAUGAGCAAGGUAAAUUCGCUUUUCCUUAUAGGAAUUCCGGAUAUUGGGUCGUAGUUUGGUUUGGUAGGAAACAAUUUAUUGUAAACUUGUACUGGUAGAAAUGGUAUUAUGAGUGUUUCCUGGAAAAAAGCACGGGAUUUAUCCAUUUAAUGGUGUUUUCCGUGUAAGAUAGCAGAAGAGGUUGAAAAGUAUUUGUUUAAUUAUUUAAUUGAUAAACCUUUGAUGGAAGUAUAUUCCCUGGAAAACUUUCACUAUGUUUGAAACUAUUAGGUCUAGCGGAAGGAAAAGAUGGAAACGCAAAUUAAGGAUUGAAGCUUUUUUUGCCUAAUUUUUUUGUUAGGUUGGUAAAUGAGGAGUAAUGUUUAUUAUAAAAGCUAAAUUCACGUUUAACUCAUCUUUCCGUAUGAAUAUCUACAGGGAGUGUUUGCAUAAAAAAUUUUGUUUCUCUUUGAUUUUGCCUUGGCCUGAAAAAACCCAGUUCCAGACUUAGUAUUAGUUUUAUGGUGUUAAUGCAUUUAUUUGUAGUUUUUCAUAUAAGUUUGAUCCUAAUAUUCUUUUUAUUUUUUAAAAUUUUUUUUUGGCAUCAGAGGGCAUUGCCUUUUUAUAAUAAAAGUAUUCAAUAUGGCAGUGACAUCGUUGGAGCUCAGGAAUUGAGUUACAGGUGUUAGAAGUUUUAGGUUUAUUUUGUGAGGAGGAUUGUACAUAUAAGGCAAGUGGGUAAUUGAUUAAGUGCAGUAAGAGAAAAAUAUGAGGAUCUUCCAUUCAUGACAUUUAUGGUGUAUGGUGAAUAUACUAUAACUGUCUUUAAGUAUGUGGCUUAAGUGUCCAGUUCUGCAUUGCAUUAUUCUGUCACAUAUGCCAAGCUGCAUGCAUCUAGCUUAUAGGCGUUGGAAUAUCUAUUCUUAUUUUCAUUCAACAGAUGAGUUUGUCUGGGAUAGAGCUGUUAUUUAUUUUAUAAAAAUUGUGAAAAAAAAGUUGUUGUAGUUUGUUUUCUGCAGAAAGUUUUAUGCAUGCCAUCCUAAUUGCGAUUAAAUGAAACCUAUUAAUUGCUUUUUAACUUUUUCCCCUUUAAUAGGUUUUAUACGUGUUUUGACUGAUACAAAUGUUACAUAUUGGCAUAUUUGUAGAUUUGUUAGUAGCUAAUAUGUUGAGUGGUAUUAACAGCAUGACCGGUUUGACGACUAAACCCCAUAUGAAAUUUUGUUGAGUAAUGGGGGAAUUAUGGUGGAAUUAUAGUUGUUUGAAGGGCAUUAUCUAUUUUUAUGUUCUGAAUUGAUCCAUGGGACCAAGUAAUUGGAAUCUAGACUCUAGUUGGCAAUGGUAAUAUAUUUCUUUUUUAUACGUCUCUGAAGUUUGCAGGGGGGAAUCUAAUUUGCUACACUUGCACCUCUUGGGGAUGAGUAAGAUUAUCUUUACCUUGCUCUGGUAUAUUGUUUUGGAUCCUUUUUUAUAUCUAUGGUGAUCUUCUAAUGGUUAGUUAAGUUGUAAUUCUUGUGAAACUGUUAAUGCUGACCUGCCACUUAUAAACUGAUUUGGAUAUCUUCCUUCUUAUCUAUAGAAUCAAAUGCUGGUGCAGAACUGGCUGCUGAUACAGGCAGUUACCGUGCUGUUGCCUUUUCAUAUGGAAAUAUUGAUGAGUCUACUGAUCAAAAGAAUCAUGAUGCUGGAGUGGGGAAUUCUGGCUAUCGUCCACCCUUUCCUGUGCCUGAAAGCUUAGUUCAUUGCCUAUUUUCAGAUGCUCGGAGCAGGGAUCGAGUUCUUGUGAUCUAAGGUUGCCAUUCGUGGGCACCUUGUUUCCUUUUGAUGUCAUGACAAAGGGCUGUGCAGGUGGGAUUAGGGUAUAUAGAAUUUUUCUUUACUUUAACCGGCAAAACAUUAACUGCCUGAGAGCAAAUUGGAUGAAACAUGUCUUCAUAGAGUUUGUUGCUUGAUCAUUAUGGUGUCCAGAUAUAUGUAAGACUCAUUGGGUUUAUCUUGGUAUUACUAGUAAGCUUUGCCUUUUAUGUUAUAUAACUGGUACGUUGAUAUUAUAUGAAAUUUCACAUUGUUGAAAAAAUGCGCCUUCCUUUUUGUCUGUUUUUUCAGCCUCCGACUGAGAAAGCACAUCUGAUAAUUGCAAGGACUGCUUUAUUUGUUGGUAAACAUGGUGGACAGUCGGAAAUUGUUCUGAGGGUGAAACAGGGGGAUAAUCCAACAUUUGGCUUCUUGAUGCCUGAUCAUCACCUUCAUGCCUACUUCAGGUUUCUUGUUGAUCAUCAGGAGCUCUUGCAGCCUGGCAUUGAUGGAAAAUCUGAAAAUGAGAAGAAAAUUGAUUCUGAGUACAAUCAGACAGAUGGUGUUGAGACCGGAGCACUGUCCUUGCUGGGAUCUGUUUAUGGGUACGGGGAGGAGGAGGAUGGUGCAGUUGGUAAUGACCCACCAGAAUCUAAAGAUGUGCCUGCGAAAACCCUUGAUGCUAGUGGUGCAACUUUUGAUGCUGAGAAAACAGAAUCUUCCAGGAGUGGAGAUCAAAAAGAUGAGGCAAUUGCCAAUCGUCCAAGCCCUCCAAAAGAAAAGGUUCAAGUAUUAAAAAGAAAUUCUUUCACGAGUGCAUUUAAGUCUGGAAGUUCAAAUGGUGUGAAAAAAGAAGGUGAUUCUCUUGGUUUACCUUCUAUCCCUCUGGACAAGUCACUGUCUUCUGGUACACAGAAUGUGUCUAAGGUUGAACUAUUGAUUGUGGAGCCUCCAUCGGAGUUAAAGAGAUUGAUUGAUAGGAUAGUUGAGUUCAUUUUAAAAAAUGGAAGGCAGUUUGAGGCAGUGCUUAUUGAACAAGACAGCAAACAUGGGAGAUUUCCAUUCCUUCUGUCAUCUAACCAAUAUCAUCCUUACUAUCUAAAAGUUCUCCAGAAAGCUCAAGAGUCAAAGUUAACCUUCAAGAGUUUCAAUUUCGAGAAGGAUGAUUUGACGUUGCGGAGGCAAGACAAGAAAUCUACCCAAUUGAAAGAAAGUAAUUUGUCCUUAGGGUCUGCUGGUUCUGAUAUACCAUGUGAUUCUGACAAGAAAGAGAAGUUCAGGAUGGUAAUUGGAAAGUCGAAGAAGGAUGGACAGGACCCACCUUCUAAAACCAACCAGCCACAGUUUGGAGUUAGUGUUGAUGCAGCAGCAGCAGCUGCUAUUCUUCAGGCCGCCACUAGGGGAAUUAAGAAUCCUAAUUUGGGACUUCUUUCGGGCACAUUAUGGAAUGGUGAAAAACGCAGCCGUAACAGUGAGGGUGAGCAGGCCUCGAUCUCAGGCUGCCACCUUUCCCCUCAUCCAGAAAAUAUCAUCCAAAAGCCUAUGCAAAAAGGAGAUCCGGGUGUUCCUAUCUCAGCUGGGAUAGCUGCCGCAAAGACCGGAUAUCCUGAGGCUGCAGAUCAGGCUGACUCCCCUGAAGCUCAAAUGAGUAAAGAGCAGAAGCUGAGAGCUGAGAGGCUAAAACGGGCAAAAAUGUUUGUGGCCAUGCUAAAGACUGGAGCUGUGCCUUCCAAAUCUGAUACCACCCCGCGUAGCUUAUCAGUAGAACCACAAGACAGUGCAGUUUCUGGUUCUGGUGAUGUGGUUGAUAAUCUCGCUGGAAAAGAACAAGACAGCAGCUCCAUUCCUCUAGAUGUUGGUACUUUGGAUAAAAAAGAGAAAUCUGAGAAGAAAUGUUCUGAUGAUGAAUAUCAUGAACGAAGAUCCAGGAGGAAAUACCGAUCAAGGUCUAGCAGACAUGAAGAAGAAAAUGAAGAUGAUGAGGAAGAAGAUGAAGACCACAAACACGUCAGGAAGAAGCACCAGUCUCAUCGAUCUUCUCGCGAUGAAGGCAAAGAAGAAGAUAUGGAGGACCAGGAUCACAGGCAUGCAAGAAAAAAACACCGCUCUCAUCGUUCUUCACUUGAAGAAGGCAAGGGUGAAGGUGAAGACAGAAGGGAUCACGAGCGCUCUCGGAAAAAGCACCGGUCUUAUCAUUCAUCACAUGAGCAUGAGGAUGAGGAUGAGGAUGAGGAAGAAGAUUAUAAAGAGGAAAGGCAUCACAAGCGCUCUAGGAAGAAGCACAAAUCUCAUCGCUCUUCACAUCAUAGUAGGGAAAGGCAUAGGCACAAAGACCGGCAUUCGUCUAAAAAAAGGGAAUCCCGACAUAGCAGAAGGCAUGAGAAAUCAUCUGAUGAUGAGCAUCUUCAUCGCAGUAGUUCUGACAAGCUUAAGAGGGCUUCUCACUCAGAAGAAGAGCUAGAGGAAGGGGAGAUCAGUUCCAAAAUCUUGGAUGCUGGUCAAGAAGCUUCCAAGGAUGUAAGGAGUUCAGAUCAAAGUGCGAGAGCUCCUCUGAGCCAUCCAGAGGUACCGAAGUUUCUGAUGAUCUAAGAGCCAAGAUCCGAGCUAUGCUGAUGGCAACACUGUGAGUUUGCUAUACUGUAAUCAAAGUCUGCAUUUUGUUUCAGUUUGUCCCCUCUUGUGGAUCAUAUUUCCAGACUCUUCUUACUGGUGCUCUCUCUCCCCAUUUUAUAUAAGCACAAUUAGUUGUUGGUUUGCUCAUUAAA